This is a messenger RNA of Parnassius apollo (apollo), 1326 nucleotides long. Lineage: Eukaryota; Metazoa; Arthropoda; Insecta; Lepidoptera; Papilionidae. The record is from the annotation of a GenBank genome assembly.
AUGUGCAGACAAAUCAGCAGUAGUGAAAGUCUUCCAGAUGCAGAGAUUGUGGAGUUUGAGGAGUCAAAUAUUAUCGUACCUCAAGAAAGCGACGAUAAUUUUCUACUUGAAGGCAGUCCAGAACCACACUCUGUGACAUGGCUCGAUGAUGAUCAGAUCGAUGAAUUAGAUAUAAAUUUAGACCAAAAUAACCUAUUUUUUCAUAGAGUUGAUAGUGCAGAUAUAAUUUAUAGAAAUAAAAAGAAAAAAUGUAAAAUGGUAGGAAAAUACGUCAUGGGCGACGUGUUAGGUGAAGGUUCAUAUGGAAAAGUGAAGGAAAUGUUGGAUUCAGAGUCACUGUGUAGGCGAGCUGUUAAAAUACUAAAGAAGAGGAAGCUUCGACGGAUACCAAAUGGUGAACAGAAUGUACAGAAAGAGAUACAGCUACUGCGAAUACUUAGACACAAAAAUGUGAUAGAACUAGUCGAUGUUAUGUAUAAUGAUGAAAAACAAAAGAUGUAUCUAGUUAUGGAAUUUUGUGUAGGUGUUCUUCAGGAUAUGUUGGAGUCAAGCCCAGGAAAAAAGUUUCCUCAAAGACAAGCACAUGAUUACUUCACACAGCUACUUGAUGGCUUAGAAUAUCUUCACGGACAAGGAGUGGUCCACAAGGAUAUAAAACCUGGAAAUUUACUCUUGACUCUUGAUCAAACACUUAAAAUAACAGAUUUUGGUGUUGCUGAAGCCUUAGAUAUGUUUUCACCAGAAGACACUUGCUAUACAGGACAGGGCUCACCAGCCUUUCAACCUCCAGAGAUUGCAAAUGGAGCUGAGCAGUUUUCGGGAACUAAAGUGGAUAUAUGGAGCAGUGGAGUUACAUUAUACAAUAUGACUACGGGCCGUUACCCGUUCGAGGGCGACAACGUGUUCCGGUUGCUGGAAGCCAUCGGGCGCGGCGAACCGGCGCCGCCGCCGCACUGCGUGGGGCCUGCGCUGCGCGCGCUGCUCGCCGACAUGCUCAGCCGCGACCCGGCGCUCCGGCCCGACGUGCACCACAUCCGGAGACAUGCUUGGGUGCAAGCUGUACCCCCUUUGGAAGCAGGUGAGCGACUGGUGAACCCACGCUCGCGACGCUCCGACGAACACCAUAACUCCACUGUCAUACCGUACCUAGUCGAACGCCAUUACGCAUCCGCGCAAGAAUAUUUCACCGAGAGGGACCUGAGGCAUGAAUUGGGUGAUAAUGGAUCAAGAACUAUGUCAACGGCCGAAUUAUCCGACGGCGAGUCUCAAUGCAAGAGGCGCUGGAACUCAUCUUGCGGACGAUUGCCGUCAUGCCGUCUAACGUGA